Pterocles gutturalis (yellow-throated sandgrouse) is the source of this 555-nucleotide messenger RNA. RefSeq names its product thymidine kinase 1, soluble (gene TK1). Gene Ontology annotation, molecular function: ATP binding; thymidine kinase activity. NCBI's taxonomy places the organism in Eukaryota, Metazoa, Chordata, Aves, Pterocliformes, Pteroclidae. Gene Ontology annotation, biological process: thymidine metabolic process. The record is from RefSeq and is a predicted model, not a curated record. The transcript is spliced from 5 exons. Bases 34 to 534 code for a protein of 166 amino acids.
UACCGGUGCCUGCUGGUGAAGUACUCCAAGGACAUGCGGUACAGCACCUCCGGUGUCUCCACGCACGACAAGAGCACCAUGGAGGCCCUGCCCGCCAGCCUCCUCAGGGACGUGUACCAGGAGGCGCUGAGCUCUUCCGUCAUCGGCAUCGAUGAGGGACAGUUCUUCCCAGACAUUGUGGAGUUCUGCGAGAAGAUGGCCAAUGCUGGGAAAACCGUCAUUGUUGCUGCUCUUGAUGGGACAUUCCAGAGAAAGGCUUUCGGGAGCAUCCUGAACCUGGUCCCGCUGGCUGAGAGUGUGGUGAAGCUGAACGCUGUCUGCAUGGAGUGCUACCGAGAGGCCUCCUACACAAAGAGGCUGGGAACGGAGAGGGAGGUUGAAGUGAUUGGAGGAGCAGACAAGUACCACUCUGUCUGCCGAGCCUGCUACUUCCGCAGGGUGCCUCAGCAGCCUGGGUCAGAAAACAAGGAGAACGUGCCCAUGGGGCUGAAGCAGCUGGAUGUGGCUGCCUCCCGCAAGAUCUUUGCUUCUUGACUGCUGGGCUCCCACAUGGGG